Odobenus rosmarus divergens (Pacific walrus) is the source of this 4027-nucleotide messenger RNA. Its product is annotated as neurexin-3-like. The transcript has 14 exons. The annotation marks the transcript as partial. NCBI's taxonomy places the organism in Eukaryota, Metazoa, Chordata, Mammalia, Carnivora, Odobenidae. The record is from RefSeq and is a predicted model, not a curated record.
CCCAAAGAGGAAACAUACCCAGCAAAGUCAGUUGAUUAAGCAUCAAACAAACAAACAGAUCCCAAAUCUUCUGUUCAACUGGAAAGGUCUUUUUCUGGAGUCCUGAGAGGCAGGUUAUGGGCAGGACUGCCUCUGGCCCGCACCAUGAAGCCUGAACCUGCUUCGGCUCUGCCCUGGGCCCUGCUCUGCCUGAGCACUCAGCUUUGGGCUUCCCCGCUCCCUGCAGCCCCCUGCUGCUAGGAGGUAAAACUUCAGGACUGGUCCUUGGCCUGUUUCUGCCUUUCACCUGGCUCACCUCACCACUGCUCACGCCUCCUCCAUCACGGCACCCCCACCCCAGUCCUCUCCCCGGCCUCCCUGGCUGGGGCGUUUGGGGGUCUGUUGGGAGGAGUGCAUUGCUGAAGCCUUCCACCCACCGUGUACCUUCUCCUCCUCGAAACAAGGCCUCCGGAUCCACAUGGGUAGCUGAGAUCUUUUCUUGGAGGACACUUGGCUCCUCACUCUAGUCCCCCACUUUCCCACCUGACUUUCCACCUCUUCUGCUGCCCUGCCUUCUCCUUCUGCCUCUUUGUUGAAUUUCUUGCUUGUGCGCUCAUCUGGGGCUGUCUUUUCCACUUUCCUUCUUCCUCACCCUCUGGAUAUUCGUGUGUGCGCGCCUCCGUCCUCUGUGUGCUCUCUGUCCCUCUUCCAGGCCCAUCCCCUUUUCCUCUGUCCCUUCUGCUGACAAGCGGGGUCGUCCCCUGAGGCCGGUUUCCCCGCCCGUCGUCGGUUCCUCCGGGAUCCGUCCUGGCAGCCACAAUGAGCUUCGCCGCAAACUCGGUUUUCUUCACCCUGAAGGUGAGCGUCCUGCUGGGGUCGCUGCUGGGGCUCUGCCUGGGCCUUGAGUUCAUGGGCCUCCCCAACCAGUGGGCCCGCUACCUCCGCUGGGAUGCCAGCACCCGCAGCGACCUGAGCUUCCAGUUCAAGACCAAUGUGUCCACGGGGCUGCUCCUUUACCUGGACGACAGUGGCGUCUGUGACUUCCUCUGCCUUUCCCUGGUGGAUGGCCGUGUGCAGCUCCGCUUCAGCAUGGACUGUGCGGAGACCACGGUGCUGUCCAGCAAGCAGGUGAACGACAGCAGCUGGCACUUCCUCAUGGUGAGCCGCGACCGCCUGCGCACGGUGCUGGUGCUCGACGGCGAGGGCCAGGCGGCCGAGCUGCAGCCUCAGCGGCCCUACAUGGAUGUGGUCAGUGACUUGUUCCUUGGCGGAGUCCCCGCGGACAUACGACCUUCUGCCCUGACGCUUGAUGGAGUACAGGCCAUGCCCGGCUUCAGAGGAUUAAUCCUGGAUCUCAAGUAUGGCAACUCAGAGCCUCAGCUUCUGGGGAGCCAGGGUGUCCAGUUGGAUGCCGAGGGACCCUGCGGUGAACGUCCCUGCGAAAAUGGGGGGAUCUGCUUUCUCCUGGAUGGCCACCCCACUUGUGACUGUUCCACCACCGGCUAUGGAGGCAAGCUCUGCUCAGAAGGCCUCUCCCACCUCAUGAUGAGCGAACAAGGUAGAAGUAAAGCCCGAGAGGAGAAUGUGGCCACUUUCCGAGGCUCCGAGUACCUGUGCUACGACCUGUCUCAGAACCCGAUCCAGAGCAGCAGUGAUGAAAUCACCCUCUCCUUUAAGACCUGGCAGCGGAACGGGCUCAUCCUGCACACGGGCAAGUCGGCUGACUAUGUCAACCUGGCUCUGAAGGAUGGCGCGGUCUCCUUGGUCAUUAACCUGGGGUCCGGGGCCUUUGAGGCCAUCGUGGAGCCAGUGAAUGGAAAAUUCAACGACAACGCCUGGCAUGAUGUCAAAGUCACGCGUAACCUCCGGCAGGUGACAAUCUCUGUGGAUGGCAUCCUUACCACGACGGGCUACACUCAAGAGGACUACACCAUGCUGGGCUCGGACGACUUCUUCUACGUGGGAGGAAGCCCAAGUACCGCUGACUUGCCAGGCUCACCCGUCAGCAACAACUUCAUGGGCUGCCUUAAAGAGGUUGUUUAUAAGAAUAAUGACAUCCGUCUGGAGCUGUCUCGCCUGGCCCGGAUCGGGGACACCAAGAUGAAAAUCUAUGGUGAAGUUGUAUUCAAGUGUGAGAAUGUGGCCACACUGGACCCCAUCAACUUUGAGACCCCAGAGGCGUACAUCAGUUUGCCCAAAUGGAACACCAAACGCAUGGGUUCCAUCUCCUUUGACUUCCGCACCACUGAGCCCAAUGGCCUGAUCCUUUUCACUCACGGCAAGCCCCAAGAGAGGAAGGAUACUCGGAGCCAGAAGAACACCAAGGUGGACUUCUUUGCUGUGGAACUUCUCGAUGGCAACUUAUACUUGUUGCUUGACAUGGGCUCGGGCACCAUCAAAGUGAAGGCCACUCAGAAGAAAGCCAACGAUGGGGAAUGGUACCACGUGGACAUUCAGCGAGAUGGCAGAUCAGGUACCAUAUCAGUGAACAGCAGGCGCACGCCAUUCACCGCCAGUGGGGAGAGCGAGAUCCUGGACCUGGAGGGGGACAUGUAUCUGGGCGGGCUGCCGGAGAACCGUGCUGGCCUCAUCCUCCCCACUGAACUCUGGACCGCCAUGCUCAACUAUGGCUACGUCGGCUGCAUCCGUGACCUGUUCAUCGACGGGCGCAGCAAGAACAUCCGGCAGCUGGCAGAGAUGCAGAACGCUGCGGGCGUCAAGUCCUCCUGUUCGCGGAUGAGCGCCAAGCAGUGCGACAGCUACCCCUGCAAGAACAAUGCUGUGUGCAAGGACGGCUGGAACCGCUUCAUCUGCGACUGCACGGGCACUGGCUACUGGGGAAGAACCUGUGAAAGGGAGGCGUCCAUCUUGAGCUACGAUGGCAGCAUGUACAUGAAGAUCAUCAUGCCCAUGGUCAUGCACACCGAGGCAGAGGAUGUGUCUUUCCGCUUCAUGUCCCAGCGAGCUUAUGGACUGCUGGUGGCUACUACAUCUAGGGACUCUGCGGACACCCUGCGCUUGGAGCUGGAUGGGGGGCGUGUCAAGCUCAUGGUUAACUUAGGCAAAGGACCUGAGACCCUGUACGCGGGGCAGAAGCUCAAUGACAAUGAAUGGCACACCGUCCGGGUGGUGCGGAGAGGAAAAAGCCUUAAGUUAACCGUGGAUGAUGAUGUGGCUGAGGGUACGAUGGUGGGGGACCAUACCCGCUUGGAAUUCCAUAAUAUCGAGACUGGAAUCAUGACAGAGAAACGUUACAUCUCCGUUGUCCCAUCCAGUUUCAUUGGCCACUUGCAGAGCCUCAUGUUCAAUGGCCUGCUCUAUAUUGACCUGUGUAAAAAUGGCGACAUUGAUUACUGCGAACUGAAGGCUCGUUUUGGACUGAGGAACAUUAUCGCUGACCCCGUCACCUUCAAGACCAAGAGCAGCUACCUGAGCCUGGCCACCCUCCAGGCCUACACCUCCAUGCACCUCUUCUUCCAGUUCAAGACCACCUCAGCGGAUGGCUUCAUUCUCUUCAACAGUGGUGAUGGCAAUGACUUCAUUGCAGUUGAAUUGGUCAAGGGGUAUAUACACUACGUGUUUGACCUUGGGAAUGGUCCCAACGUGAUCAAAGGCAACAGUGACCGCCCCCUGAAUGACAACCAGUGGCACAAUGUCGUCAUCACCCGGGACAACAGUAACACCCAUAGCUUGAAAGUGGACACUAAAGUGGUCACUCAAGUUAUCAAUGGGGCCAAAAAUCUGGAUUUGAAAGGUGACCUCUACAUGGCGGGUCUGGCCCAAGGCAUGUACAGUAACCUUCCAAAGCUGGUGGCUUCCCGGGAUGGCUUUCAGGGCUGUCUGGCAUCAGUGGAUUUGAACGGGCGCCUGCCAGACCUCAUCAACGAUGCCCUCCAUCGGAGUGGACAGAUCGAGCGUGGCUGUGAAGGACCAAGUACUACCUGCCAGGAAGAUUCAUGUGCCAACCAGGGGGUCUGCAUGCAGCAGUGGGAAGGCUUCACUUGUGACUGCUCCAUGACGUCAUAUUCUGGAAACCAGUGCAAUGAUC